AUGUCCUCUAUUACCGUCCAUCACAGCCAGACGACUGUUAGCGACGGUCACUACACCUUAAAAUUGCCUUCCAUCAAGAAAGGUACCACAGAAGAGGAUGCUAAAUCAUCACCUGAUGUCUGGCUUAAGGCAAGAAACAACUCAGGUAAGGAUGAGAGGAAACCCAAGAACCCAUUUCUGCCUCCCACGGAUGUUGAAAUCUUUAAAAAGAGAGAGGAAGAUGCACUCAUUACUCAGCAAGAAAAGGCAUUCCUUAGAAGCCUCCCCACACCCAUGAAGACCACCUAUCUGUCUCGCCUUCGGUGUCACUCCUCUCCUGUAAGGAGCGCAGUGGAGGACUCUGUUCUUGAAACAGAAAAAUCUAGAAGGAACAGGACAAUGCGGGCUGUUGUUGACAAUAAAGGUCAACAUCAGAAAGAAAAGAGCAUUAGAGAUUAUCUGAUAAAGAAGAGAGAGGCUUUCUUGCUUCAGUAUUCUCUGUCAGUGAAGAGGGAAACUAUUCACAAGCUUAAAAAAGAGAUGGAUACAGAGCAAUACAGGAUUAAUCUUUAUGAAAAGCAGCUGCAAGAGGAUGAAGUAGCCUUUGAACAGUUUAUUAAUGAGAUUGAUCAGAACUCAGCAGAGGCUGUCAAUCUAGCUGAAAAGGAAACCAUGCUGAAAAUGGAAAAAACAGCAGAGAUAAAAAAAGUAACAGCACAAAUGAGGAAAAUAAAAAGUGAAAUUUCAAAGUACCAAGAGACACUGACGAAGUACCAAACAUGCAAGAACUUUCUGAUGGAUGUAGCCCCUCCACAGUGGCGUGAGGAGCAAAGUCAGAAAAGAGAACAGAAACGAGAAGCCAAGAGGAAAGAAAGGAUGAAGGAAAUGGAGCUUAACCCCACUUUUCUUUCUCCCAAUAUUGAAGGUACUGGACAAUGUGAUCUGAGAAUAGGAAAAGCUAUACAAGCAAGGAGGCUUAGCACACGCAGUAGAAAGCAAAGUGUCAUCCAAGAGAGACGCAGUUCUACUGUUUCAGUGGAAAAUGAGGACUUUGAGUCGUCUGACAGUGAUGAGGAGCCAGCAUUGUGCUUCUCUGACCCUAAGGAAAUGCUGAGCAUUCUGACAGAGCUGGAGGAACAGAACCUCUCCUAUAUCCAGAAUUUCCAGGAGACAGAGGAAGCCAUGGAUGUGAUUCGGAAAACUGCCCAGCACUCACAGGAUAAAAUGAACCAUGAGAUCCAACAUCUGAUCCAACAGAUCGAGAUCAUGCAGGCCACCAUCCAGAGAGAGCAGGAGAAUGUUUUAGAGUUACAACUGAAGUCAAAGAUCUUCUCAUAUGGAGAAUACAGUGCAGACAAACAGGAUAACAUGCUUAAACUGCUGAACAAGAAAGUAAAGGAAGUAUACAUGGCUUGUCUUGGAGAACUGGACUGCAACAUCAGUACUCUGCACAUGCUGGCUUGUAUUGAGAACAAGGUUGUGGAUGUUCUGGAGCAUCUAGAGACGAUGCCUCCUGAAACAGUGGAUUUUGUUCGAUCAUUGAGAGACAAAGAGAAAAGAACAAAAAUACGAGAAGAAAAGGCACGGCUAAAGAAACAGCAUCAGGAGGAAAGGCUCAAACUGGCCAUGGAACGGGCCACUUCAGACAGCAAAAAAAGGAUGGGAAGGAAACUCAUCCCACGCUCAGAACCACUUGAAAGCAAGAAGAAAAAUAAAUUCUAUGUGAUGUCCACGAAGGAGCAAAAGGACCACCUCCAUUUCUUUACUUGAGAUCUAGCAGCUUU
Pygocentrus nattereri (red-bellied piranha) is the source of this 1763-nucleotide messenger RNA. Its product is annotated as cilia- and flagella-associated protein 100-like. The transcript is spliced from 15 exons. The record is from RefSeq and is a predicted model, not a curated record. Bases 1 to 1749 code for a protein of 582 amino acids. NCBI's taxonomy places the organism in Eukaryota, Metazoa, Chordata, Actinopteri, Characiformes, Serrasalmidae.